Molecule: messenger RNA, 883 nt
Organism: Doryrhamphus excisus (bluestripe pipefish)
Lineage: Eukaryota; Metazoa; Chordata; Actinopteri; Syngnathiformes; Syngnathidae
Product: histone H2B 1/2-like
Cellular component (GO): nucleosome
Molecular function (GO): structural constituent of chromatin; DNA binding; protein heterodimerization activity
Source: RefSeq, a predicted model, not a curated record
CACAAAGCAGCAGCCAUGCCCGAUCCGGUCAAAGCCCCCAAGAAAGGCUCUAAGAAAGCCGUCUCCAAAGCCACCAAGACCGGCAAGAAGAAGAGGAGAACCAGGAAGGAAAGCUACGCCAUCUACGUCUACAAGGUCCUCAAGCAGGUCCACCCGGACACCGGUAUUUCUUCCAAGGCCAUGAGCAUCAUGAACUCCUUCGUGUCCGACAUCUUCGAGCGAAUCGCCGGGGAGGCUUCUCGCCUGGCGCAUUACAACAAGCGCUCCACCAUCACCUCCAGGGAGAUCCAGACGGCCGUUCGCCUGCUCCUCCCCGGAGAACUGGCCAAACACGCCGUCUCCGAAGGCACCAAAGCCGUGACCAAGUACACCAGCUCCAAGUGAACAAUCACUUGGCUACUCAAAGGCCCUUUUCAGGGCCACCCACAUCUCUAACCGGGCAAUGUUCUACACCCUUUUUUUCCCUCAUUUUGUACACUUAACUAACAUCAUUAGUGAUACAAUGACUGGCAAUAGUGAAUCAAUUCAAUUUACACACAGAGGUGAAGGUGAUGGGGCCAGAUGCGGAAUAUGGCCGCUUCUUCUGCAGUUGCUGCACCAAGCUUGGGCGGAAGACUACACUGACUCAAUCGAGGAAAAACAUUGCCUGCUUAAUAAAUAUAAAUGUGAUCACUUUAUAUUAUUGGAUUAUCCAACAACCACAGACUUGCCAAAAAGUAAUACAGCAUCACUCUAUCAACAAAAUGCUUGAGAAAAUCCACAAAGUGUGCUUCCUUCAUCCAGCUAGACGGGUUUCCUCUUCCUUUGCUGCCACUUGGCCCAUUGUUCAGGAAGUGAUCAUGAAAAAUAAUACACAUUAUUCUCUCCUCUACCAAGUGGAAAU